AUGACCGACAGAGGGACUGCAUUACUGCCGAGUUACCACGAGAUCUGGUCCUUGCUCUCUUACAUCAGCUUUCCCAAGACGACUUGACGUACAGAGCAGUUUUGUGGCUAAUAUCUUGGUUAUUAUCAGUGAAAAUUUCAGGUUGAGUCAGUGAAACUAACGAAAAAUUUCAAUCAACACCGAGCAUGAAGAUCUGGACGUACGAGCACGUUUUCAAUCAUCCGUGGGAGACAGUGGCCCAGGCUGCACUUCGCAAAUACCCGAACCCCAUGAACACUGCUGUUCUGGGAACUGAUGUCAUUGACAGAAAAGUUGUUGAUGGGGUUUUGCAUACGCACAGGCUUGUCGUCAGUGAAUUCAAGUUUCCGAGCUGGGCGCAGGCGUUAAUUGGGCACGCUAAGGAGUGCUACGCCAGUGAAAGGAGCGAAGUGAAUCCGGCCAAUAAAGAAAUGGUGUUAAAAACGAGAAAUUUAACAUUUUGCAACUACAUAGCAGUUGACGAGACACUGAAGUAUGUUCCACAUCCCGAAGACAAAACAAAGACCCUUCUCAAGCAGGAAGCAAUAGUAACGGUUCAAGGGGUUCCCCUGACAUCGUACAUGGAGGAAUUAUUAACAAAAAGAAUCUCCUUCAACGCUGGAAUGGGACGACAAGCUGUGGAGUGGGUGAUAAAGCUGGAUACUGAAGUGAAAGGUUUGGCAAAUAGUGCUGUAAAGUCAACUGAUGAGCUCUUAACCCAAACCCGACGUCAGUUUGAUGAUAUAUCAACAAAAACGAGGAAGAGCAUGGAUGAUCUUCAGCAAGCAGCUAAAAUAUCUCUGGAUGAGAUACAAACAUUCACAGCUCCCUCAUCACCUCAAUCAAUGCCUAAAUUAUAGCUAAGGUUUCGGACUAGCUUUAAUCUUUUCAAUUAACGAAUGUCGUUUGGACUUCAUUGGUAAUUGUUGGAAAAUUUUGCCAGUGAGAGCUAAUGCGAUAUUAAAAAUUCAUUGCAAUUCGGUUACAAACUAGAUGAAAGAUAAAUUGGGGUUUCGAGAGGAUUGAGGCUUUUUCGGAGUAAUUUAUUUUAAAGUAAUGGCUAAUUGAUACUGCUUCGUAUGCCAUCGUUCGAAGUAAAGAGAUUUUCGUUGUACAUUUGAUCUGAAAAUGUUGAAUUUGAAGGGGGAUUUUUUAGUUGGACGAUUUACUGUGUUUGUGAAAGACACUUUGAUGAGAGAGGUAAUAGUUGUCUUAUUGGUACAAGCGGGAGUGAGAAUAACGUCUGAGGUAAGUUACUUUCGAAUAAUUUUGUACAAAGCCAUAAAAUCGAACGGUUGAGUUUUGCCGAUGUGAAGAUUCCCUUCGCUUACUGAUGAAAAAUUGGUAGGAAAUGGUUUAUAGAGUAGAUUUUCCUCACUGUAUGAAUGAUGGAGGAUAUUCCUCUUAGAGUAUUGAACAACAAGAGAAUAUAGUGAUAUGCAUCGUUGAUUAUUAUUAUAAUUUAUGUAGGUAACUCAAUUGAAAUAAACAGUACAGUUGAUUAUUGAAAGGUAAUUGACAUUUCAUCGCACAUAA
Molecule: messenger RNA, 1554 nt
Organism: Diachasma alloeum
Lineage: Eukaryota; Metazoa; Arthropoda; Insecta; Hymenoptera; Braconidae
Gene: slmo
Product: protein slowmo
Exons: 5
Coding region: 186-878 (230 amino acids)
Biological process (GO): phospholipid transport
Cellular component (GO): mitochondrial intermembrane space
Molecular function (GO): phosphatidic acid transfer activity
Source: RefSeq, a predicted model, not a curated record